This is a messenger RNA of Entrophospora sp. SA101, 470 nucleotides long. The record is from the annotation of a GenBank genome assembly. NCBI's taxonomy places the organism in Eukaryota, Fungi, Glomeromycota, Glomeromycetes, Entrophosporales, Entrophosporaceae.
AUAAUGGAUUAUCAGAAGUAGAAGGGAAUUUAAAUGAUGAGAUUAGGGAAGGUGAUGAAGAAAGUGAUAAUGGAUCAAAUGAAUCAGAUACCACAAUUGAAUUAUAUGAUUAUAGAAAAGAUCAUAAUGUGCAUUAUGUGCAUUAUGCAAAUCAAUGUUCAAAAAGUUGCAUAAUGCCCAUCUCUAACUGCAAUGGAGUUGGAGGAGGAGUUGGAGAUUCUGGAUUUUUGUGGGUAAGAGAUUGCAUGUACACAAAAGCUUGUAACAACAUAGAUUGUUCACUAAGCCCUAUAAAAAAUUUUGCAUGGAAAUGGAAGGUUAAAAGCUCAAAUUUAGGGGAUGAAAAUUUGGAAUUAUGCCCAACUCCUCCUUCAACUCCAUUGCAGUCAGAAUAUGAUUUUACGGAUUCUGAAGAGGAUCCAAAGUCAGAAUUAGAUUCUGAUUAUCAACCACCAAACCCUGCUCUUUAA